Polyodon spathula (Mississippi paddlefish) is the source of this 1416-nucleotide messenger RNA. RefSeq names its product myeloid-associated differentiation marker homolog. Gene Ontology annotation, cellular component: membrane. Lineage: Eukaryota; Metazoa; Chordata; Actinopteri; Acipenseriformes; Polyodontidae. The record is from RefSeq and is a predicted model, not a curated record. The transcript is spliced from 5 exons. Bases 532 to 1416 code for a protein of 294 amino acids.
CAGAACCGCGCCUAACACCUCGCAGUCUUGCGACACACGCCUCAAAAAUCCAGCGAAGAAAGGCAUACUGGCAACGAGAGCGGAAAGGGUUCUGCUUCAGUCUUUUACUGCAGAAACGACCGACCACAGCAGCAGCAGAAACAAGGGAAGAAUCUAACAGGCUGCAGAAGCAGUGAGACUGGGAGUGGAAGCUGGCCUGCAGAGAGACUCUGCUGCUUCAGGAGAGUCUGAGGUUUCAAUCCUGUCCCUUGGGAGAGAGAGAGAGAGAGAGAGAGAGAGAGAGAGGGAGAAGGCCCGAAGCGUGUAGACAAGAGAAGCACUCCUGCAAGCCACUGAUCACACCAUUGACUGAUUAUAGUAAGGGCUGCAUUAAUAAGGGAUUGAGUUCGUUACUCUGUGGAUAGAUUACCUUAUCAGUUCAUUAAAUAGUCAGAAUAGGUGAUUUAGUGUAUUAGUUGAUUGAAUAAUUAAUAGCAAAUAAAUUGACGUUGAAACAUUACAUGAUUAAAACAUAAAAAACACAACGCAAAGAUGCCUGUGAUUAGCCCCACAUUCGGCUCGUCCCCUCUGCUCUUCGCACGCCUAGCAGCCGUCCUCUUCACCUGCGUGACAUUCAGCCUGGUGGUGCACCACGGGGGUUACGUUGGUGGCUCGGGGGACUGGUGCCUGUUCUGCUGGUGUUUCAGCUUCGUGGGCAGCCUGGUCGUGCUGCUGGUGGAGCUGCUGGGGCUGCAGAGCCGUGCGCCCGUCUCUUGGCGCAACUUCCCCAUCACCUUCGCCACAUACGCAGCACUGUUCUGCCUCUCCGCCUCCAUCAUCUACCCGCUUUACUUUCUGAAGGGCCAGCAUAGCUCCUCGGGGAGCGAUAGGGACUACCGCAUCGCUGCCUCCGUGUUCUCCUGCCUGGCGACGCUGGCAUACAUGGUGGAGGUGUCCCUGAGCCGGGCUCGGCCCGGGGAGGUGGCAGGGUACAUGGCGACCGCGCCGGGACUGCUGAAGGUGUGCGAGACCUUCGUGGCGUGUGUGAUCUUCGUGUUCCUGGACCAUGCCUACGAGCGCCACGCCGCUCUGAAGUGGUGCCUGGCGGUGUACUGCAUCUGCUUCAUCGUGUCGGCCGCAGUGAUCGUGCUCUGCGUGGGCGAGUGCACCGGCUGCCUGCCCUUCCCCUUCAACCGCUUCCUGAGUGCCUACGCCCUGCUGGCGGUGCUCCUGUACGGCACGGCCACCAUCAUCUGGCCCGUCUUCAACUUCGACAGCAACCACCUGGCUGCGCGGCGCGACCGCUCCUGCGGGCAGGGCCGCUCCCUCUGCUUUUGGGAGAAGCUUGUUGCUGUCUCUGUUCUCACCGCACUCAACUUCCUGCUCUACCUCGCUGACCUCUUCUACUCGGCUAGGCUGGUCUUUAUCAAGGUUUAG